AUGUCAGAAGAACACGACGGUCAUCUCCGUGCCACUUAUAAUGAAAUUCAUAUGCUCAUCGGCAAGGCUGCUGAGCGUAUCGAGAAAGAGUAUGCCCCGGACCUGUUUGUUGCUAUUGGUGGCGGUGGAUUCUUCCCUGCACGAGUCCUCCGUACCUUCCUGAAACACCCUCAGUCCAAGAAAAAUAUUAGCAUCCAGGCAAUUGGAUUGUCGCUGUAUGAGGAGCUACCUUCAACGACCGAGGAACAAAUGGCGAAUGAGGUCAUUAGGACUCAGUGGCUCGGGCCAGAGACUAAGACUUUGCUGGGACGAAAAGUGUUGAUUGUUGAUGAGGUUGACGACUCGCGGACCACCCUUCAAUAUGCUGUACGAGAACUUCAGAAAGACGUCGAAAAGGAACUCCUUCUACUGCCCGAAUCCGAACGAGAUGCUAUGCGGCCCAAAUUUGGUGUUUUUGUUGUUCACAAUAAACUCAAGCCCAAAAAGGGUGUUCUACCUGAUGGAAUCCCCUAUUUCUCGGGAGAGGACAUCCCGGAUGUCUGGUUCGAUUAUCCUUGGGAAGUCAAGGACGUGUAUGAACACGACCGCAUGGCCGAGCUCGGGCGCAAAUUGCAGGCAAAAUCUGCCUGA
Messenger RNA from Rhizoctonia solani, 630 nucleotides. Its product is annotated as hypoxanthine-guanine phosphoribosyltransferase. The record is from RefSeq and is a predicted model, not a curated record. The transcript has 12 exons. NCBI's taxonomy places the organism in Eukaryota, Fungi, Basidiomycota, Agaricomycetes, Cantharellales, Ceratobasidiaceae. Bases 1 to 630 code for a protein of 209 amino acids. Gene Ontology annotation, cellular component: cytoplasm. Gene Ontology annotation, biological process: GMP salvage; XMP salvage; IMP salvage. Gene Ontology annotation, molecular function: hypoxanthine phosphoribosyltransferase activity.